AUGUCCGACCUUCACAAGCCAUACUUGGCCGUGACGGCCACUCGAGCGUCCCUCACACUCGCGUCUGCGAGCUUGCCGCAGCAACAGCAGACGCAGCAGACGCACAUGCCCACCCAAACUCCUGUCGAUCCGCGACCACGCGCUUCGGCUCCUGCUCCUCCACGCCAAAGUCCCGAUUCAGCGACGCUUUCCGCCAUCGCCACUCUGCCGGCACCCCCUCGGGCGCUCGCUUCGAUGCCAUCCUCCUCGGCAACGACGCUGGGCUCCAUUCCGUCCUCGUCGUCUGGCAGCAUGUCGAGCACCGGCUCAAGUGCAUACACCUCCUCUCCAUCAAACAGCUCAAGUGCGUGCACCUCCUCUCCAUCAAAUAGUCUUCAAAGUCAGCCUCAGCCAUCCCGAUCGACCCCACAGGUCAAUCCUCGUUCUGCCAGUGGCUCCCUCAAUCGCUUCGCGAACCGACCUGUUUCGCAGAGCAUUCUCCAACAAGAAUCCUCGCCUGGUUUGGAGCGAGGAGACGUUGCCAAUGCGACCUUCUCAGGAUGCGCUUCGCAGCCGUUACACGAAACUGGCCGGUCGCCCAAGCCUCUGUCUGCUUCGCAGCCGCUACAGCGGAUUGUCGCGCCAACCGGUCUGCAGUCGAGUAUGGAAGCUCCUUUCCAUAUCCAGAACAAGUCUGUCUCGCACAGCCAUUCAACUCACGCCUCGACCUUGCAGUCUCCACGAUCAAAUGCCGUACCUGCACUGCCAUCCGCUAGCAAUGGUGUUAAAGGAUCGCCUCAGCAAACACCCAAUGCUAGCGACGUACUACCUACACAGUCACCACGCAUGAUAGCGAGGACGACUUCCUCGCAAGGCUUGCGGACGCCAUCACAAGCAGAAAUAGCUUCGGCUACCUACUCACCUCUACGACCAGCUUCGCCCAAUGGCCACGAAUCUCCAAAGCAGCCCCCGCGGGUGCCUCCAGUGCCCAACGUCAACCCCACAGAUCUGGCAUCGCCCCAAGUUGCAAGGUCACUCUCAUUGCAGAGCCCUCGAGGUAUCCAGGUCGUCGCUUUGACGAAAACGAUAGCGGAGCCGGAACAGCCGCUGGCACAACCUGCAACGAACUCGCAUGUGCUCCAGACUCGAAUGCCGGUUGGCCCCCCAGACAUCUUUGAUCCGUCUUCGCAAGUUGCAGCGCAGCCUGUCAUUCCGCUCGAUGGCAGUUCGAGCCUCGAUGCUUCCGAGCAGACUACUACAAAUCCAGUUCAGGAGAAUGCUGCUCCAUCGAGCGAUUCGAAGAAAAGUCUCGCCAGAACGAGCCCCCCCGCCGCAAGCUCUCCGAACAAUGCUGUUGAUCCGAAGUUGCUGCUGGGCCUUCGUGGGAGCUUCCUGACCUCGUCCGAGCCAGUUGACUACGAGUCACUGGUCAGCGACACUGAAAAUUUCAAGCCGAUCUCGUUUAUUAGCUGCCUCGAAAUCUCCGUUGAGGAGCUCGAAGAGCACAUAAUUUCGAUAGUCGAACAGCAAGGCGAGCCUUUAGUCAUUUCGGACCUGGACAAAUGCCCCGCAUGGACCUCGGACCUGUUCAGUCCACAAAAGUAUGAGUCUCUCCAACCCGGUGUGGAAGCAGACGGCCAUACAGUGCUUCUCCGGAAUCUGACCGACUGGACUGACCAAGCUCUCCCUUUGCAUGCCUUCAUGGCACGCUGUGUUAGCCAAAGGACUUACCCUCCGGAGCAACUGGAGAAGCUCUACGGGAAGGAUCUGCCCUGUCCUCAAGAGUGGAGUCAGGCUCUGGUCAAGCUGGUGCAUCCACGCCUCGGAUAUCAUGGCGAACAGGACGCAUCUGCAUCGCUCCGCGACAGAGCGCGGUCCGUCACCCAGAUGUGCUACUAUGGCCCAGGCCAAACCUGCACGCCUCUGCACCGAGACCUGUGCUCGAGUCUAGGGCAGAACCUCAUGGUCUGGAGCGAUCCCGAAGCUUCAGCGAUGUGGAUGAUCACCCAUCCCGAGGAUGCCGACGCCGUAGAUCGAUACAUUGAAACCAAAGGCGGCGAUCCUUAUUCUGAAGGAUAUGCUCCGCAUCCCAACGAGCUCCGCGAUGCGCCCUUCCCGGUCUCUUGUUGGAAACAGCGGGUUGGCGACCUCGUACUAAUCCCGGCGCGUGCAUCGCACAUGGUUAUCAACCUGGGUGGCCGCACCCUCAAAGCGGCCUGGUCCCGUUUGACCAUCGACACGCUCGGGAGCGCUCUGCUCAACGACCUCCCUCUGUAUCAGCGCAUGUGCCGCGUAGAGACCUACCACAUCAAGCCGGUGAUCGAAGAAAUGCUCCUCGCGUACACCGGGCAAGUCGAGGCUGAUUUCGCCAAGAGCCACGAGAUCUCAACGGUUUCGAUUCGCGAUCUUCGUGCUCUCCUCAAGAUGUACGACGCUAUCCUGUCCGACGUGUUUGUUCCCGAUUGGCGCGAGAUAAAGUUGGAAGGAGGCUACGACAGCUACGUCGAAUGCGAUUUCUGUGGAGCUGACGUCUGGCAUGGUUAUUUUGAGUGUCAAGAAGGCGAAACGUUGUGCGCCUUGUGCUAUUGUCAAGGAAGACUCUGUGGUUGUUCCAACGCACUGGAAGCGCUGCAGCCGCGUCAGCAUUGGCGCAGCUUUGGCGAACGUCUGCAGUUCCGGAACAAGGCAGCACAGGUCCUGCUGUCGGCGGACCCGUCGCUCGCCUUGCCCAUCAACGAAAGAGCCAACGCCUCUGACGACGAAGCGGAAGAUGAACCUCCCUUGCUGCCGGUGCAGGUGUUAGAAGAGGACGACGUGGGCAAAGGCUCCUGGCCGUUCAGUUUCAUGGCCGCCAUGAACCUGUACAAGCUCCGGCAGACUGCAGGUUGGCAGGGAAACCUGGCGCCGUGCAAAAUUUGCAAUGCGAAUGUGGAUCUGUCGCAACGGUACCAUUGCAAGCCGUGCAAUCAAUCGUUCUGCCAUGGAUGCCUCCUCCACAAGCUUUACAUCCAUCCAGCGCACACUCUGGCCCAGAACGAGCCAAAGCCAUUUCACGGCUACCACAAAAAGCUCAGCACGCUCGACUACAAGGAGUGGAAACAGGACCCACUCGAAUUUUGCGAAGAGGCGCGCGCCCACUUUGCGCUCAUUGAGGCGGCGAGAACCAAGAUGAAAUGUAGGCCGAUCAACGAAUCAUGUCGCAUCGGUUUUCUCGACAUAACGGACAAGCAUCCGCAUGGCCUCACAGGCACGCUCGGUGUCAGACGACCCCCCAAAACAAAGGUGCACAAGGCCAGGACAACUACAGAGCCAGCUUCGUCGUCUCCGCCGUCAACGCCAAGCUCGCGUAAGCGCCCAAAGGAUACGGUAGAGCCCGCGUCGGCUGCAUCUCCAAGAUCGCGAGCGAACAAGAAGGCCAAGCUGGAUUCUCCUACGUCAAAGCCCAUGGAUCAGGAUGACAUCGUUAUACAAGUGCCACGAACUCCAGAGGCGAUCGAAUCUCCUGCGAGCAGGCCAGUGCCAGUGCCUGUGCCGUUGCCACGGCCCGCACUUCCAGGCAAUCUUGCGGUUGACACAGGUGAGUCACAGGGAACUGAACAGGCGACGUCUUCGAUACCCACGGUGGCCAGCGGUAUCAGGAAGUUCGUGCUGCGUGAGGGCAAGGUACGCCCUGUGCCGCCGGUCCUAAUUGCUCCUGCCGCCUCCGAGGCAACACCCAGCAAACCAGCUAUGGCCAAUUCGUCUUCAACCAGUGUGCCUAUUCAUCCGACCACACCGAAAGCUGUUCGGGCUACCCCACCGGUACUGGCUCGCUCAGCGAGCAAUGCCAGCUCUCCCAACCCUUCCAUCGUCGCCACGAACCCUCGACCAAACACGAGCGAUUCCCCUCCCGUCUUGCCCAAUCCAAAUGGCGGCUUCACGCCUGAAUCUGGGUCAGAACCUGUUGCUCAACGCGUCUUGCUGACAGCGGCCGUCCCUGUCGCAUCGCCUGCGGGCGUCCACGCUGUCCCGCCUGCGUCGUCUACACCUCGGAAUGUCAGUCCGCCCUCCGCAGCGGCAGCUCCGGUAGAAGAACAAGGCACUUUAGCCCUGGCGACAAGCGUGGUGGCUGCAGGAAUCUCUUCCAGUCCGAAAGCACCGGCAGCAGGGUCGUCACCUGAUACCUCGGCGGCGGGCCUUGGAGCGCUCGACAGCAUGAAUCUGCGGGUGAUCACCGAGAUUCUGCGCAUCUUUAGCCAGUCGAACCAAAGAAUGAUCCAGUCCCAGGUGGAAGAGAUUAACACAGCGCUGGCGAAGCAGGCUGAAGAGCACAAGAGGCAGCAGGCGAAGCAGGACGACUACCACCGCAAAGCUUUGGCCAAGAUGGAGGCUACACUGCUCAAGAGGUUCGACGAACAAAGCGCGCAGAUGAUGUCGGAGAGGGGCAAGCACAAGGAGGAGAUCAAGGAACUGCGACAGAAGCUGGAUGAGGUUGUUCAACAGCAGAACGAGAUCGUCCAACGACAGUCUAGUGACGGAGUCAUGGUGGGCAAACUCUACGAGAAGAUCUCGGGGCUGCUUCACGAUAUCGACCAACAAGCGCAGGCUCAGUUGCAGGCAGAGUUGGCGACGCGAACUUCACAAUCUUCAGGAAGCGAUCAGGCGAUGCCGAGCGCGCACUUUGCUCCAACGAGCCAUACUCGUUGA
Sporisorium graminicola is the source of this 4665-nucleotide messenger RNA. RefSeq lists its product as uncharacterized. The record is from RefSeq and is a predicted model, not a curated record. The transcript has a single exon. Lineage: Eukaryota; Fungi; Basidiomycota; Ustilaginomycetes; Ustilaginales; Ustilaginaceae. Bases 1 to 4665 code for a protein of 1554 amino acids.